Molecule: messenger RNA, 2728 nt
Organism: Brassica rapa (field mustard)
Lineage: Eukaryota; Viridiplantae; Streptophyta; Magnoliopsida; Brassicales; Brassicaceae
Product: protein DGS1, mitochondrial
Cellular component (GO): mitochondrial outer membrane
Source: RefSeq, a predicted model, not a curated record
UCACUCUAUUAAAAAUUCAGAUCUAACCUCUGGAUGUGAGGUGUAGUCCACAUAUGGAUCUUCUUUCGGAUUUUCAAAUGGGCUGUAAACAAUAGACCUACUGCGUGGUAACAUGUGGAGCUAAUACCACACUUAAAAGGAAUCGACCCCUGGCCUAGACUAACAUGGCGACACUUCCCUCAGUGAAAACCACUAAACCACCACGAUAUCGUUCACAAUAAAACAUUGACUUUGAUCCUCAAUUUUUUUAGAUUAUAUACAUCAAUAUAAAAUUCCAAAUUAUGAUUUCUUAUUAUUAAAAGUCUUAAUAAAUGGUUACGGCCUCCAAACUUUCAAAUAUGAAUAUCAAUUUGUGGAGAAUUUAUACACACAAAGUUGCAUUAAUUUACAUCACAAUACCUUUUUUGUCAAGCUUACCAACUCCCUCCUCUCCCAUCCAUUCUUUACAUAUGCAAAAUUUAUCAAUUCAAAUCAACCCUAAACCCGACCCAAAAAUUUUCCAAAUGCGAGUUGGUCUACUCUUACCGAUAAAAUAAUAUCCAUCGGCCCAGUAUUUGUAUGUCCUCUUAACCCAAUAACAGCCCAAUAAGGAUCCAUAUGUAUAUUCAUUUUUAAAUUCCCGAAUAUCUCUCUUUACUGAUUCUUUGAUCGAAAUCAGCCGCCGCCGACUCUAAUGGAUUCUCAACCUCCGGCGAACGAGUCUCCACCGUCGACGACGCCGUCUAACAUCGGAGAGAUAGUUCCUCUCUAUUCCAGUUACCUCUGGAACCGCGUCGCUUCCUUGAUUCCCACUUCGAACUCAAUUAUUCUCGGAAAAUUCUCCAAUCUCUUUCGCCAAACGUUCACCAAAUCACGACGUGUAUCAUUCCCUCUCCCUCUACCUUCCGAGUUCCCAUGCUCGUCUCCCAACAUCUCAUCGGAUACGUCGAGGAUCUAUGCGGUGUUGGAGGAGAUAAUGGCUGACGUUCUCUCGAACUUGCACGAUAUCCAGAAAAGUUUAGAUUUCUGGCAGUCUAGAGCUGAGGGCUCUAAUGCUCGAAAAGCUUACUUUAUGAUCUUCGAGAGGGGACCAGUAGCUUUUGUGAAUGAGAGUAAGAACUUCGUCCGCAAAAGUCUCAGUGAGGAUUCAGCGAUGCAGCAUCUUUGUCAGUCGUCUUCGUCUCACAUGUCUGAUAGGAUGAGAGUAUUGAUGGAGUUGAGAUCUUCGCUUGCUUCCUUUCUUGCUCAGCUUUAUGUUGAGUUGGAUAAACGUGGGGAAGAUCUUUUGAAGAAUCCUGAGAAGUCACUGCCGUCAUUGUUGGCUGUUAUCAAUCGGUUGUUUUCGAAUUUGGAGGGUUCUUUCAGCCAUUUACAUGCUGUGCGUGAGUCUGAUUCUUCUAUUGAUGGAAGUUACUCAAUGCCACUAGUGUUUGAUCGACUGCCUGAAAUUAAUGAAGAAGGAUCUCAGUGGACCGAUUGUGAACUCACGGACGCUAUCAACCUGGUUCAUAAGAAUUUGGAGAAACUCAACUCGUACUUAUCAGUUAUGGUAGGCAAGCAUCGAAAGCCAAGGAGGAUGACUCUGUACUGGGUCCGAUACACAUGUGGUGCAGUUGGGCUUUCUGUCUUUUCUAUAUGGCUGCUACGUCAUAGUAGUUUGAUGGGGAGUUCUGACAUCGAUAAUUGGAUUCAUGAUGCAAAAGAAGCAACAAUGAGCUUCUUCAGUGAUCAUGUUGAGCAACCGCUGCUUGCCAUUAGGGAUGAGCUUUUUGAUACCUUCCGGAAAAGGCACAAGGGUGUUAUGGAAACUGAAGAAGUGCAGCUGACGCAAGACUCACUGCACAGAAUGCUGAGGAAUUUCUGCGAGCAGGAUACGCGUGAAAAGAUCCCAAAUAAUGCAUCUGAUCAGGAGAUGCUUGAAGUUGUUAUGAACCGUUACGAAAAGGAACUCGUGCACCCUAUUCAUAACCUCCUGAACGGAGAGCUUGCACGUGGUUUGCUUAUCCAGGUCCAGAAGCUUAAACUGGAUAUAGAAACAGCGAUGCUUGAACUGGACCAGAUACUUCGUGCAAAUGAAAUAAACUUUGCCAUUCUAGCUGCAUUACCUGCUUUCUUUCUCAGUCUUGGUAUGCUCACGUUGCUUCGAACAUGGCUUAAACAGGAUAGCAGAGCUCAAGGACGUGGAAGAAUUGCACGUAUCCACAGGAGGCUACUUGUCGUUGAAAUUGAAAAGAGGAUUAUGCAGUAUCAGAGCUACAUUGAACAAGGACGUGAUAAGGAUGCAGAAAAUGUAUUUGGUUUGCUAAUAUACAGCCUUGAGCGUUUGUACCGGGUUGUUGAGAAACCUGCAAGAACAAGCGGCGAGUGGGAUCUAGUGAAACAAGAUCUGAUCGAGUUAGGAAAGCCACAGCAGCAAACGUCGUACAAAUUAACGGUGACACAACGGCUAGUAAAGGUUUAUGACUGCUUGCUUCCCACUCUGCAGCGACAAUAACAUAUCAUGGGUUUCUUGAUAUGCCUUUAUGAGAUUCCAAUUUUAUUCAGUUAUUCCUCCACUACCAGUUCUUGCUUGACGGCCUUUUGGAGUUUUUUUUAGCACCAACGAAUGCCUCCUUUUUUCUCUCUUCUUGAGAUGGUAAAACAAAGUUAGAGUGAGAAGACACGAUGUAGGUUUCUCCUUUAUUGAAACCUGUUCUUUGUGGGGUCUUGUAUGACUGGCAACAAUAUUCUCCAACCAUUUUCAGUCUCA